Molecule: messenger RNA, 2178 nt
Organism: Penicillium subrubescens
Lineage: Eukaryota; Fungi; Ascomycota; Eurotiomycetes; Eurotiales; Aspergillaceae
Gene: aclA
Product: putative ATP citrate lyase subunit (Acl)
Exons: 4
Coding region: 263-1720 (485 amino acids)
Biological process (GO): succinyl-CoA metabolic process; tricarboxylic acid cycle
Cellular component (GO): succinate-CoA ligase complex
Molecular function (GO): succinate-CoA ligase (ADP-forming) activity
Source: RefSeq, a predicted model, not a curated record
CUCAACCGGUGGAUCGGACCUCUCAAUUGUACGCUGUAAUCUCCAGCACAAUUCUUUUUUUUUGUCUUCUCCGUACGCCGUAUCUUCCAGUCCACUACUUGUCCCGCCAACCCCGACUCAACUGGGUGGGUUACUGCUUCAAUCAAACCUUCUCCUGCAAUAAUUUCUUGCUACUCCUCCUCUUGACUACUUCUCUCCCUCCCUUCCUCCUUCUCCAUCUUUUUCACUUCCCAUAUACACAUACAACCUCACACACACAACCAUGUCCGCCAAGUCUAUCCUCGAGGCCGACGGCAAGGCCAUCCUCAACUACCACCUCACUCGCGCUCCCGUCAUCAAGCCUACCCCUCUCCCUCCUUCCUCCACACACAACCCUCCUCCUCGUCUCGCCUCCCUCCACUUCCCCGAAGACAAGGCCGUCAAGGAUGUCCUCGACCAGGCCGAGGUCACCUACCCAUGGCUGCUCGUUCCCGGCUCUAAAUUCGUCGCUAAGCCCGAUCAAUUGAUCAAGCGUCGAGGCAAGUCCGGCCUCCUCGCCCUCAACAAGACCUGGGCUGAGGCUCGGGAGUGGAUUGAGGCCCGCGCUACCAAGGAGGUCCCCGUUGAGCACGUUACCGGUGUUCUGCGCCAGUUCCUCGUUGAGCCUAUGGUUCCCCACGCUCAGGAGACUGAGAGCUACGUCUGCAUUAACUCCGUCCGUGAGGGCGACUGGAUCCUCUUCUACCACGAGGGUGGUGUUGAUGUCGGUGAUGUCGAUGCCAAGGCUGAGAAGCUCCUCAUUCCCGUCGACCUGAAGAAGUUCCCCUCCAACGAGGAGAUUGCCUCCGCUCUGCUGAGCAAGGUGCCCAAGGGCAUUCACAACGUCCUCGUGGACUUCAUCUGCCGCCUGUACGCCGUCUACGUCGACUGCCAGUUCACCUACCUGGAGAUCAACCCUCUGGUCGUCAUCCCCAACGCCGAUGCCACCUCCGCCGAUGUCUACUUCCUCGACCUGGCUGCCAAGCUUGACCAGACUGCUGAGUUCGAGUGCGGUACCAAGUGGGCUGUUGCCCGUAGCGCCACCGCUCUGGGUCUGCCUGCCCUCCCCUCCACCGAUGGCAAGGUCAACAUCGAUGCCGGUCCCCCCAUGGAGUUCCCCGCUCCUUUCGGCCGUGAGCUGAGCAAGGAGGAGAAGUUCAUCUCUGACAUGGACGCCAAGACUGGUGCCUCCCUCAAGUUGACUGUCCUGAACGCCAACGGCCGUAUCUGGACUCUGGUUGCUGGUGGUGGUGCUUCCGUCGUCUACGCCGACGCUAUUGCCUCUGCUGGUUUCGUUAGCGAGCUCGCCAACUACGGCGAAUACUCCGGUGCUCCCUCCGAGGGCCAGACAUACUCCUACGCUAAGACCGUCCUCGAUCUGAUGCUCCGCGCCCCCAUCCACCCCGAGGGCAAGGUCCUCUUCAUCGGUGGAGGUAUUGCCAACUUCACCAAUGUUGCUUCCACCUUCAAGGGUGUGAUUCGCGCCAUCCGCGAAUUCGCCCCCGUCCUCAUUGAGCACAAGGUCCAGAUCUGGGUCCGCCGUGCCGGCCCCAACUACCAGGAGGGUCUGAAGAACAUCAAGUCCGUCGGCAUCGAGCUUGGCCUCGACAUGCACGUCUACGGCCCCGAGAUGCACGUCUCUGGUAUCGUGCCUCUGGCCCUUCAGGGCAAGAAGUCCGAUGUCAAGGAAUUCAGCGCAUAAAUGACUACCCCCGUGCUCUCUUUUCUUUUUUGUUUUAUUUUUGUUUGUUUCUGCAGCGUCAACUCCGUUGCAUGGGUUUGUGAUAAUGCAUGGCAUGAUAUGAAAUUUGCGGGGUUUUUUUUCUCAGCCUGGGUUAUAAAAAAAGGAAGAAAAGCGAGUCUUGGGGAUUUUGGACCCUGGCUUCUUUCUCUUUUACUUCCCCCAGGCUUUGGCCCUGUUUUGCUGGUCGUGGGUAUGGCGUUUCUUCCCGCCCGGACUAAAAGACCGGAUGCUUGGUGCCCGACGUACAUGAUUAGAUUUCCUUUUAUGUUGAAUCGUACCGGGGGGAUUUAGAUCGGGAUUUCCCUUCGGAUAAUAUCAAGUGAUGAUACAAUGUUUUAUUUUCCAUUGCUGUCGAGGCAUAAGGUUGUACUCCAGGGGAUGACAAUGAAGUAAAUGACUACGUAAUGUGGACAAUA